AUGAGCCAUCCGGUUAGCAAGAGCGAUAACGAGUGGCAGGCUCAGUUGUCUCCUGAACAAUUCCGCAUCCUCCGGGAAAAAGGCACCGAAGCGCCCUACACAGGCAAAUACGACAAACACGCCCCCACCACCGGCACCUACACCUGCGCCGGCUGCUCCGCGCCCCUCUACACCGCCAAGCAGAAAUUCAAGUCCGGGUGCGGAUGGCCGGCUUUCUACGAUACGGUCCCGGGCGCGGUGACAAGGCAUUCGGACCGCACGUUUGGGAUGGAGAGAAUUGAGAUUGUGUGCACGAAUUGUGGAGGGCAUUUGGGGCAUGUGUUUAAGGGGGAGGGGUAUGCCACGCCGACGGAUGAGAGGCAUUGUGUUAAUUCUGUUAGUUUGAAUUUCAGUGAGGAGGAGGAGAAGGCUAAGGCCUAG
This is a messenger RNA of Recurvomyces mirabilis, 420 nucleotides long. RefSeq lists its product as uncharacterized. The transcript has 2 exons. The record is from RefSeq and is a predicted model, not a curated record. Lineage: Eukaryota; Fungi; Ascomycota; Dothideomycetes; Mycosphaerellales; Teratosphaeriaceae. Bases 1 to 420 code for a protein of 139 amino acids. Gene Ontology annotation, molecular function: peptide-methionine (R)-S-oxide reductase activity. Gene Ontology annotation, biological process: protein repair; response to oxidative stress.